Molecule: messenger RNA, 17406 nt
Organism: Lymnaea stagnalis (great pond snail)
Lineage: Eukaryota; Metazoa; Mollusca; Gastropoda; Lymnaeidae
Source: the annotation of a GenBank genome assembly
CUCGUUAAAAUUUUCAGAAUAACAUUUGAUAUGGCCGACGGAUUGUUUACUGUGGCUGCAUUCUACUGUGUAAUUAAAUAGACCAUCAAAUUAUUUAGUUAUUAUUAUGUGAUGGCAGUUGAUGAUAUUAGACCUAUCAGUUCUCAAAAUAGAAUGUUAGAUAUUAAGGAAGAAAGAUCUCCAUCUUUGGGGGCUUCAACAAGCACUAUCCAUAGCGGUCACUUUAUGGUAAGUCGUGUCCAUGAUGUAAACAACGACGAUGAAGACGAAGAGGAGAUCCCAUCCCCAUUCAACGAUGAUUCAAAGGGCUACGAUUUCUUGUCUGCCAAUAAGGAGACUUCUAAAACUUAUGAUUUUGGAAAUGAAAACAGUCAGGCCACUGUUGCCAUUGAUGCAUCGCUGACUAAACUUUUCGAGUGUAUGACCCUCGCUUACAGGUAAGCAGUAGGCUCAGUAGGCCUAGGCCUAAAAAUACUUAUUUUGGUACGAAAAUAAUUUGGCCUUGAGACUUGAUAUCUUUUAUCGAGUCACUUGUUUGUGCCUAUUUGCUAAUGUGAUGAACUUAAUUAAUAAAUAAACAAAACAAAAUGGUUAAUCCAUGACGCCCCUACUAUGUCAUCAUCAACAACUAGCUUAGUAGUUAGACUAAGUUAUAAUUAAGACAUUCAAGACAACAUAGUUAAUUGGUUAAAGUUAAGUACUUGUAUUCAUAGUAAAAUCAUAGUAGACUAGGACUCUAGGAGUAGUAGUAGACUUAAGGGCUAAUAUUACUUUGGUGCACCACUUUGAGUUUCAGUGUAGGAUUCUCUCUUUUAUUUAUUCUUGGCUGUGAAUUAUUUUUAUUUUUUUUUUACUAUUAAUAUUAAUACGCAUAUGAAUAUGCAUAUUUAAAAUGUUUUAAAUUAUAAUUUCAUUGGGUGGUUAGUUAAGGGAGCGACCGCAGAUUGUUGACGUUUCUUGCCAUAUAUCUACAGUACAGGGAUACAAUAAAGCUGCUACACCUAUAUUCGCUGCAAAAUUAAUAUACCGGGUGAAAUUAUGACAGUAAAGGGGGAGACCACAGGUAGUUGACACUUGUUGCCCCGAAUCUAGAGGGAUGCAAUAAAGUUGCUAUGUUUGCCAUAAAAUUAAUGUACCAGCUGAAGUUAUUUCAUUAAAUUUUAACAUUUUGUUGCUACUUUCGUUUCUCUCUGUAGGCAUCUAAAACAGCUCAUUCUCUCUCUUUCCCUUCCCCUUUUUAGCAGACGUGAUCGUGCGACUUUUUAAAAAACUUGGCCCCCAUCUUGGCUGCGAUGACACUCUGACGUCAAGCAACCAAGAUGGCGGCAGGGGGAAAUGAGUGGCGGGCUGAACCAACAUUUUUUGGGCACUGGGUUAAGUAGGCCUAAUUGGGUCAAGCGGCUAACUUAGGCUAUCCUGUACCACCAUUAGUUUCUUUGUAUGAGUGAACUCCCCCUUGUUAAGUUGCAAAUUUUUACUAGAGUUAACUUUUAUUUUUUUAAUUUUAAUAUACUAAUUGAAUGUUUUGAUUGAUGAAUUGUUAAGAUAAUAUUUCAAAGCAAGGUUCAUUAUAUUGGAUUUUUAAAAGAAGGUUUAUGUUUUGCCUGGGCUGAGCCUGGUUAUUUGAUGAAUAGAUUUUGACGGUGGAACCUGAAAUAAAGUGAGUAAAAGUGAAUUAGAUGAAACUAAGUUGGGUUUUCAUCAUUUUGAAUAUUUAAAAAAUAAUUUUGACCCUCUUGAGCUAGCUGGGCCGAUCUAUUGACCCAGAGUUGAAUGGCGAAAAGAUGAAAGGCCAAUUCAUCUGCCAAAUAAUAAAAGCUUUGAGAUUGGAUGUCUGGUCUUUGUAUCAGCUAACCAGUUUGCUUCUCUCAGUUCUUGCUCAUCUCACCAUUUUAAUGGCAGCUUCCAGUGAUAGUUUACAGCAGGGUCUCAAACCCGCGGGCCAUUUGCGCCCCCCAAGACUAUAUUUUGCUGCAAAUUUAAUGUUAAUGCGGCCAGCACGUUUUUCCCAUUCUCAUAUGUAUAAUGUAACCCUCGGCGACGGUUUCAGUCGAAACUCACCAGCUAGUCUAAUUUUUAUUAUGUUUGUAUAGAUUUGGACAUUUGAUUGUAAUGGUAAAAACAGUUUUAAAAUCGGACUAAAAGUUUUUAAUUUGUAGCCUUUUAUGUGCCAAACAUGGCCUAAGUGCAGUUUUGAGAAAACAGGCUUCGAAUAUCAUAUAUACAUAUUUCAAAAUUUUAAAAAGUCAGGUAGUGGCCUUCAAAACUGCACUCAAAACACAUCUUUUUAAAUUAUACUACCCUGAGUGAUUCCCCUCCUCUGACCGAUAAACGAUCUUGCUGGCUGCCGUCCAUGGUUUGCCUUGUUAUGUGGUGGGGUGGGUGAAUAUACAUUUUUUUGCUGUUCUUUAUUUCAUAAAUGUAUUUUAUUUUAAUGUCAUGAUUAUGUCUCUUUUGAUAAAAUUUUUAUGUACAGCGCGGUGAGCCCAGCCCUAGGCUGGGGUACCACACUAUAUAAGACCCCUUAUUAUUAUUAUUAAUAAUGCGCAACCAUAAUUGUGUAAAUCUUAGCAAUCUGACAAGGUAUCAAAGAAUCCCUAUUAAAAUUGCCGCUAAUGUUUAUGAGUGAGGGGUAAUUCCGAACCUGUCAGCUUGGUCACUUGCGCUGUCAGGUCUCUGGCAACAAGCAGUAGGAGGAAGAAAGUGAAGCCUAGUUCUUGAGAACCCUUAAUGUUUUUAUUUGUUAUUACUAAAGGUUGAACAGAUAGUAACAGUUUUACUUUAUUGAAUUUGUAAUCGCUUUUUGUGUGGAAUACUUGAUGCGGCCCAGGCUCACUCAGACUCUGCCUCCUGCGGCCCCCAGAUGAUUUGAGUUUGAGACCCCUGGUUUACAGUAUAAUGUCAUUCUAUAUCACUUAUAAAUGCUUUAAAAAUAUUUGAUGUUGAAAUAUGCCAAAGUCAUUAGCACCUCCAGAGUAAUUUUUUAUGCAUUUUUUCCUCACAGAAACUCAUUCAAAUUUUUGUUAGGAAAGUUUUAGGCAUCAACAAUCAGAAAACAAAACCAAAUUCUGUUAAACAUGUUUAUUCUAAAUGUAAAAAAAAAUGUGCAUGCAUAAAUUAUGCAAAUCAGGGUAUAUAAUUUUCAUAAAUGUUGAGAUAUCAAUUUCAUUCAUGAAGAUCGUAUUAGUUAAUUCAAUUCCCUAAAAGAAUGUAGAUAGUUUUUCUAUUUGUAAAGUUAUUAGUUUAUUCUUAAAAUAAUUUGCCAAGUAACUGCAGGGCUUGUGAAAAGUGCUCCAUCUUCUUGGCACGAACAGUGCAAAAAGGCUCAUUCUCAAUAGGGUUAAAAGCAGUAUUGGCUGAUCUAAGAAUAAAUAUUUCAAAGAUGACUAGGAGAAAAGUGUCCAAUAUAAAAGUGUGUUUGAGAAAAUUAAUUUCUAUUUUCUCCAUCUUGCAUUGAAGUCUAUUAUUCAUCUAGGUGAAGAACAAAAUCUGUAAAUAAAGUUCAUUAUUGUCUUUUAUUAGAUAAAUGGUCAUUAGAAUUUCUUUUAAAAGAAAAUAAGAUUAUCCUCUUAACGCUGGGUGAGUCCUUCUAAGUACAUUUUACAUCUAAAGAUAACGGUUAUCCGCGUGACCCACAUAGUUUGUUCGUGUAUUAAAUAUAAUUAUACAUUAUACAGGGCUUGCUUUAUCACAGUAACCUACAUUUCUAAUCUGGGGAUUACACUUUUGGCCUUGAUAGAGUACAAAUGGCUUGAAACAUGCUGUGUAGCUAAAUAAAAUGUUUAUCUUAGAAAAAUAAGCUUUUAAUUUUAAUCAAUGCUGAAUGCAAUUAAUACCUGAAGUAAUUCAUGUCCUUCAGUUUUAGCUGCAUUGCAUCAUCUUAUUCUUUUAUUCCUUGUACUUGGCCUACUUAACUUAAUCUAGGUUUUAAUUGAGAAUAAAUUUAUAUCUCAGCUCACCGAGUUAUGCCUCUUUGGUUCCCCCCAUUUUCUUCACUAUUAUGAUGCCUCUGAGUUAGUGGUUAAUAAACUGACUGUUCAAAAGAAAGAAAUGUACUUUUAAAAUUUAGUUGAUUUAAAAAAUAAUUAGUCCGUGAAUAAUGGUCUGGAAUAAUAAAAAAAAAAAUUUUUUUUAUAAAUUUUCUUGGAUUUAGAUUCACUUUAUUUAACUAAGGUUUAAGGGGAGUUGUUUCCUUAUCUAAAAAAAUGGAAGAGUCAAUGAAGUAUAAGAAACUCAUUUUUCUUUCAGUGGCAAGAUCACAUCACCAAGAUGGAAGCAAUUCAGGGGUUUACAUGUGUCUCAGAAACAGCGAAUUCGCCUCAACAAUCUCAUUUGGAGAGAAUGGCACAUGCAGUGUAAGAUAUAUUGGAAAAGAUUUAGUAGGAUUUUUUAAAGCUAAUACAAAUAUAAUUAUUCAUGGGCAGGAAACAAGUAAAUUUUGUAAUGUUUAGUGAAAAUAAUCUUUAUAGCAUGAUCCUCUUCUUCUGAUUUUGAAAUAAGCUCAUUCAUGUGAAUGAAAAGUUCUGGUUGGGAUGGCUAAGCUAUAUAUUGUAUUUUAAAUCUUACUAGUGAUAACUUUUGACGGGAAAAAAAGGGUAAUUGGAGACAUUUUUAAAAUGUUUCAGAUAUUUACCAGAAGGCACCGAUGGUUUGUCAGUUUGCCUGUCCUUUGUCAGAUGACGUUCAUUCAAAGCCUGAGGUAAUAGGUCAAUUUCAUUAAAGAUGUUGACUUGCAAAUUUCUUUUAUAAGAUUGUAAUGUCAUUGAUAUAACACAUAUUGUUUUCACUGUAGGUUCUUCAUUUCUUCGUUUCUUUUACUUUGAAAGGAACAAUAUUAUUUAAAUCAGAAAAAAAGCAAAAGAUUUUUCAAUUAUAAUUUUGGAUAUCUUCCCUCUGCAGGCUGUUGUGCUGGAGGGAAAAUAUUGGAAGAGGCGACUAGACACAGUCACUGCUGAAUAUAAGAAAUGGCGGCGUUACUUCAAGGAGCGCAUUCGGCAACAGCAAUGCAUCCCAUUUCAGGAUAGCAGUAGGCUCAAUGAAAAUGAACUCCUAGAAAGGGUCAGAGAAGUGACCUUUAUCCCUCACAGCUCGGGAAGCUACAUGUCCAACACAGAUCUGAACCUCCUGCAGUCUGACAUAAUGGACAUGGAUUUUACUAACGAACUGUUUGCAAGCUUGAACAACCAGCCAUUUGCUUUCCCUAAUCCAAGGGAAUUGAGUAGGUUUUUUUUAAAGGAUGUGGUGCUGUGAUAGAAUCUUCUUUCUUCUUAUUUUCCUUUGCUAAUACUUUAAAAUUGUUUGUGCUUACUUAACCCUAUAACCGUCAUAACGGCCGAUCAUUGGCCAUUAUACCCCUUUCUGUGGUGGCACGGCCAAUAUCAGCCGUUAGUAAAAUCAUCAUUAAAAAUGCUAAUGAUAUAAUGUGUAUUGUUUAAGGGGAAAUCACUCUAUAUAAAUCAGUUUACUUCCUGUUUCCGUUACUAUCAGUGUGUAAAUAUGCUUUUAUCAGGGAUUUUUUUAGAUAAUCGGGUGUGAAAUUUUCUCAAUUUUUUUAAACGCUAUAUCUGAUGCCGAAGAGGGUCCCCCUCUAGAUUUCAAAAUAAACACAGAAUUUCUUUAUUUGAAUCAUUUCAAAUAGGUUAAAAUGAAAGCAAUGAUCUCAGAGAUAUUCCAAAUGCUAGUAAUGACUAUAACCUCUAGCGGUGAUGGUGACAUAAGAGUCAGAUAUUUACAAAUUUAUCCCCUAGCUUAGUCAUAUUGUUACAGACGAAUUAGUUUGGAAAAGGGUGGAAAUCAAAUAGAAAAAGACACAUAUUUGCUCCCAAAGACUUACCCCAAAGAUAAUUAUGUUUGUGUAUGUUUUGGAGUAUUAAUUAAUACAAAAUGGAUUUAAAAACUUCAAUUGAAAAAAGAAUUGUGCCUUCCCCCUUGAAUUUUGUAUGACAGAAAUUUGAAUGUAGAGAAUGAAAAAAAUCAAUAUCAAAAUUUUCAAUAUAAGUACUCAUAACUUGACAUUUUCUGAAAGUAUAUUGCUUCUAGUAUAAAAAAAACUUGAUUUUAUGAUAGUUUGAACAAUUUAUUGAGCAUUAGUUUGGGUAGAAUUCAGAAGAGUACUAAAAUUUGAUCCACUCUGUAAAGGUCAAUUCCUUUCAUACUAAAAGAUACUUUGUCCAAUGUACUUUCAGAAAAUGUAUACUUGUAAGGUCUCUAAAUUCAUUUACUCUGGGAUUUUGGUCAUUUUUGACACGCCUAUGAAAUUGCUAAAAAUGGCUUGACGCUAUAGAAAAAUGUUCUUGGCAGUUAUAGGGUAAAGAAAAGUUAGAUUUUAAAACCGGUCUGUGUAUUUUUCCAUGUUAAGUGUACAUAUUUUAUAGUGCCAGAAUGUGAAUGUUACCAUUUAAAAAUGUGAGGACAAGAUUAGGCCUUUAAAAUAUAGAUUCUCACAUUAUGGUCUGUUUAAAAAUAAAUGUCUUCUUGUGAUUUUUGAAACAACAAAAAAUUUUUUAACACAGUAAAAGAAAUAGUAUAAAAUUGAACCCAACUCCUUGAUAAUAGAUAAGAAGAUAUACUUGGAAAAAUGUAAUUUGAAAUACAUACUUAUCUCUAUAUUAAAUCAGUCAAUGCCCAGUAUAAUUGAAUCAAUGCCCAGUAUAAUUCAAUCAAUGCCCAGUAUAAUUCAAUCAAUGCAUCUUUUUUGACCAGGCAACCUCAGCUGUGCUGAUCUUAUUCAACCUGGUCUUGUUCAACUUCAACCAAACUUAGAAGAGUUUAUGGACAUUGACUCAAUGCAAGGUCAGUCCCAACUAUUUUAUAGACCUCUAAAUCUAAAUGGACGAAAUAAUCACAAGCAGAUUAGAGUCUAGAAAAAUUAGAAAUAACGGUUUCAUUCAACUUGAUUUUUCUUUGCAAAAUUUCAGAACUCUUGAAUGCAAGGAUUCCAACCUCAUUUUCUUCUACUUUUUUGUCAGACACUUCUUCAAGUGUUGAGAUGGGACAGGUAUAGUAAUAUUGUGUGCCUAAUUCAUUAGCAUAUUAUGACUAUUGUUUUGACUUAAUUUGUUCCAAAUUUUAAGGUUAGCUAGCUGACCCUGCAAUGUCUGCAACCUAUUCUUUUAUAAUUGUUACCCCAGCCCAACCAAGUUAAAUACAUUUUUAGAUAACACACAUUAUUAGGGCUUUUAAAAAGUUGGUGUGUGAUAGAGCAAUUAAUUUAUGUAGAACAAUUAAUUUAUGUUGCCACAGAAUGUGAAUAGAGCACAUUUUAUGAUUUUUAAAUCACUAUUUAAUGUAAUUGUCAAAAUGUCAUUGUAAUCAUUAUACCCUCAUUUUGGAUUAACAACUAUUAACUACACAUUUUCAAGUAAAACUAUUCUGUUUUGAUUAGGUCUAUAAUAUUACUUAAAAAAGUUUUAGAAAAAAACCUUACAUGAUGAACCUUUGCUUUAAUAUGCAGUGAUUAAUUUUUAUUUUAAAUUUUCAAAACAGGGAAAUAUGAACAGCAAUGAGAUGUCUUUAGUUGAUUUCCUGACAAGCUCUUCCAUGGGGAAUGGUGUGUCUAGCACACCUAGUGAUGCAAUCACUUCAUUUGCUACCACUGUGUUUGGUGGCAGUAACAACAUCAACAACAUCCAAAACAACAAUUUUCUGACAGCUAGCGCUGGUCCGUCCCACAACAUAACAUUUCAGCUGACAUCUGACAAUGGUCAGUACCAUUUGGACCCCAACACAAUCGUUCUGGGGCCAUCUCAGAAUAUCAACACAACACAGCAGACUUUCACAAUUGUUCCUUCUGGGAUUUACCAAAACUUUGGAUUUACUAAUACAUCUCAAUCUCAAAAGCCGGUAGCUACUGCUAUCACGUCAGAUCUGCUGGCACAAAUGCUUCAGCAGCAGCGACCUCAGCAGGACACACCAGUGUUAACACGAAGACAAACUCAACAACCGACGCCAACCUUGCUCCAGUCUAUCAUUUCUUCAGCCCAAACACAGCAGCAUCAGCAAAACCUCCAUCAGCAGCAAUCAUUGUUUCAGCAGCCAUCACCUUCUUCUAUGAGUCCUAUCUUAGCUCAGUCACUCUCUGUUCAGCACCAGCCUCAUGCAAUGAUUCGGCCGAGCCCUACAUCGGUGCAGAGGAAAUCCAAUAAAAUAAACAAAGUGAACAACAAUUCCUCAGGCAAUAGUGACAGUGCUAGUGGAGUUAUUUCUGGAUUGGCAAGAAUGGCAGGAUCUGCUAUGCCAAACAACAAAAAGAAAGAUGGACCAUUUGCUGUGCCAACCGUAAGAUUUUGUUGUAAUUCUUAAAAUAUUUUGGAGCUCAAAAUAUACUUUCUGCAUAUAUAUUAAAUCUGGGUUUCCCAAUGUCAGUUAAUAAGAUUUUAUUUGGAAAUAACACCCUUUUCAGACCUGUUCACUGUUUUGGCGUAUAAUGUGCGAUUUUGAGAUGUCUUUUACAAUCAUACGCCUAGACCUGUCAUAAAUACGGUUUUAUUUUAAGAGACUGAAUUAAAAAUAUAUACAUUCCGGUAGUUUUUCCGUUUUGAAAACAUUAAAAAGUAUAUUAAAUUUUUGAUUGCUAGUUUAAGUUCCUUUCUACAUCCUAUUGUGAAAGGAUCAAGAAAUUGGUUUGGGGCCAUCUCUAAUUAUAUUGCAUUAGCCCUAUGAAGGGAAGGGGGUGGUGUUGAUUUAGAUUUUGUGUACAUGUAUUCCCUGUUUCAGAUAUAUUUUCAACUAUAAUCUACAAAAAUAAACCGCCACGUUUACAUAAUGAUGGUGAUUAUGGUCAUAUUGUUGCUUUGUGUUUUCAUAAUGUCCUCACUAGACAUGGCAACAAUAAUAUAAGUGGAGUCGUCCUAAUGACAAUUUUAGUUAUAUCCCGCUUUUGAUUGCUUCUGUGCUGUAUAACGUAGUAUUGGGACAUAAUUAUUAUUUUGUGUAGAGUGCAAAAACUGAGAAACUAGUUCAGCAUCAUUCGAUUUCGACAUAUUUUAUAGGAUCUGAAAGGACAUUUGAGUUCUUUUAUUAGGAAAACAACUGUACAAUUUUUAAUACCUCUGUUCCAACUCUAAUCUUCCUUUCACCCAUUUACAACUUUAGGUAGUUAUCAGACUAAUAAUUUGUUAACAUGACAUAAGAUAAAUGUAUAUUGAUUCUUUUUUCUUUUUUUUAAAAUAGCUUUUUCCCUAAACAAUAAAUAUCAAGUUACUUGGUAGGUUGUGUAAAUGGCGUCUUCAUUUUGUAAUUAAUUCUUAUUUCAAUACAAUUUAUUUUUUCUGAACUGACUUCGAGUUUGAAGCACCUAAAAUUUCACCAGUAACUUUAUUUUUUACCAGGGACAGACUGUCAUAAUUUGAUCACCAAAAUAUUAAUUGAGAUCUAUAGCACCCUAGUUUACCCUCAAACUCUUAAAAUUGUACAAUAUCAUCACAAAAUCAUUCAAUACAUUAUAUUAAUAGAAAAAAAAAUAAACAUACAGUAUAUAUAAUGCAUACACCUCAAAAUCUUACAUUGUACGCCAAAAUCGUAAGAGUAAACAGGUCUGCUAUAGCAAAUACAUGUCUGCAGAACAAAGUGACAGCAGAUUGCAAUAUAAACAUCAAUCAUCUACCUUUGGAAGUUACCAUUUUUGACACCAGAUUAACUUCAUUCCACUUGACAUGUGAUGGGAGUAGUUUUUGUACUUUUUAUAUACUGCAUGUUUAUUUAUUUACUAUUAAGAUACUAUAUUGUACAAUUUUGAGGUGAUAUUUUAUGGUUUUAGGAGUUUGAGAGUAACCAGGUCUUCUUUUGAAUGUCUAUUUCACCAAGCAAAGUAUCUAAAAAAUCUUCUUCUUCUAUAUCUUUAUAAAAUUAUUUAAAAAAAACUAGAAUAUAACAAAAUAAAUAUUAAAAAGGAAAAAUUAGACAGCAACCACUCAAAUAUAAACUUUAAAUCUGAGCUGAUUAUAACUGCAGUUCACUCAAAUUUAAUUUAUUAACAUUGUUAAAACAAACUGCAUAAUUACAUUUUCAUCAUGCAAAUUUUACCUGAGUUUUUCUUCUUUUUGUAAAAAUUUUAAUUAUUGAAUCUUCUAUAUGGUUUCAUUAAGUUUUCCUCAUUCAUCUUACAGAAGAAACUCAUAUUGCUUUUAAACAUUGGAUUGUUUGACUAGAAACCGUAUCCACUCUUACGAAUGAUCUGUUUAUUUCAAUGAUUCCUGUGGUUUUCUCCAAAGUUUGAAGACUACAAUCUGACCUUUGGUCAUCUCUAGUGGAAUCUGUCCACAGCCACCACAACACUGCACUUCGAGUGUAAGCAGAGAAAAUACUUUUCUGUAUUAAUCUGUUCAUGUGUCUUGUAUUUUGCUCUAACAGUUUUAAAGAAAAGCAGAUGUGAAAGUUUGAAAAAAAAAGGUGUUAAUUUUGUUUUAUUUGAAAUCUCUGGGAAUUUUGAAUUCAUUGUAAAUGCAACAUUUUCUCUACUGUCUAACUGAAUCAAUUCAUUAUGUUUCCUUCAAUUUUAUAAAUAGAAAUCUACUGGAGAAAGAUGUCCCUCAUUGUAGUUGUCAUUCUGUCAUACUUUUAAAUUACUAUCUUACUGAUGCAACCUUCUAAUCAACAUUUUUCAUAUCAGUAUAACAUUAUAAAGCAAAAUAGUUUUUAACCUUCCAUUCAUUCUGUCAAUUGUUUUUGUACAUAUAAAAAGAAAAUUUGAUUCCAACUUUUAAAAACUCCUCAGCAUUUAAAUCAUUGCAAAUUUUUUCUACAAAUGAAAUAAAACUUUUAAACAACAAAAAAAAAAAAUUAUCCAUUUCAUUGGUAAACUGGACUAAUAAAAUUAAGAGUAUUUUACUUUCAUGGAAAAGCAAAGGCUUGGGCUUACUUACUACCUCUUUAAAGAUGUAAGAAAUGUUUGAGUAGGCCCAGUUUUUGCUCUUUUUCCAGACACCCACGGAGAGCACUGUUCCUUGAGUCUACCACCGUUUAAGGGGAGAGACCAAGACAGAAAUGUGUCCAUGGGCUUAGCUUACCUUGAAUGAUUCCCACUCGAUAAGAAAUGUACAUUUUAUUUUAAAAAUUAUGAAGAGGAUUCCAUAAUAUUUAUAUCAAAUUUUUAGAUAUAAAAUGUGAUACAAUUUGAUUUUUUAAUACAACUCUUUGUAUUUUUUUUUUUUACCUUUCAAAUGAUUUGAUGCAAAUUCAAAUACAUGUGCAUAUUUUGUAAUUCAGACUGGUUAUCUGUAUUCCAUUUGUUACACCUCUGUGUACUGCCUUGAUCAAUGUACCAUGAUUGAAAAUAUAUUAUAUAUUAGAUGUUUAAAAGAUUUUUUAAAAUGGCUUAAAAACUAAUUAGUGUUUCUCUUUCUAGGUCAAACCUGUAAAUACACCCCGUAAAAACAGAGUGAUUGCACCUGCUCCUUCACAGCCACCACUACCUCAAGCUCAGCUGACUACACCUGUGUCUUCACCUUCAAUGCAAGCUUCCUACCUAGCUGAACUCUUGAAGAAUGGUAAGUAAAGAUAAAUAGACAGUAUACUCUGGAGAUAGACAUCCAUACAGCCUAAAUAAACUGUUUCAGGUGUUCAGCUGUAAUAAUUAUUGUUUCUAAUAUUUAAAAAAAAAAAAUUUUUUUGUGACAUCUGUCUUUCACAAUGGGAAAAAUUGGUCUAGACUUUGCAGGAUGAAAUCACAAGGCCUGGAAUUUUUCUUUAGGCAGUUAAGCUGAUUCCCUACACAGCAAAUCACAUUAAUAUUUAUAGACCUAGAAACGAUUAUUUUAUUGAUUCAAAUAAAUAUAAUUUUUUUUAAUUACACCGUGCGUAUUCAUUUUAUGUACUGGAUAAACAUUCUGAAUUACGUAACUAUUGUGAAGCUAGAAAAAUUUAAAUGUAAGACUCUUAAAGUGUUUCUUGAGAUAAAGAAGAGUAAGAUGUCACAUAAACCAUAAACAGGAGGUAGUCACUUCAAAUUCAUUAUUAUAUAAAAAAUAAUCAGAUUCGAUUGCAUUGAAAGGGGCUUUUAAAUUAAAAUAAAAAGUGCUUUUUCAAAUUAAUAACUGGGGUAUUAAAAUUAAACAAAAAUCAUCAAGGAACAUAUCCGGGGGCUUUGAUCAGUGUGAAGAAAGAACCCCCACAAACCCAGCACAUCCCAGUGCCAUCCAGUCCCAUCAAGACCACAACCAACCAGUACCAGCAGAUACGGCCCAACUACAACAAUUCAGCCAUCGGUCGACAAAUCAACUCCGGACCUGGUCAGCAGAUGAAUACAGGCAUCUCCCAGCAGGUGACCUCCGCUAACCUAGGCAACAUAACUACGGCCAAUCAGAUCCAGGUUUCUUUGCCUUUGAUUACUGGGACAACAGUUUCAGCUAUUGACGUAUCAUCGGUUAGUACUAUUUUGUAUUUAUUCCAAACAAAUAGAAAAAUAUUCUGCAUUUUAUAUAUAGAUAUUAUGCCAGUAAUUUAAAAUGGAAAAUCUCCCUUGGUUAAAUCUAAAAAUUCUUAAAGCUAAAAUUCCAAGUAAAUUAUUGGGAAGAAAUGAAAUAAGAAUUCUCCAAGUGUUAAAUUAGUUAGUUAAAACCAUAAGAAUUACCUGUCAGUUGGCCUGGAAGCACUAGUUAUAACCAGAAGCAUGAUGACCUGUAAGUUGGCAUGGAAGCUCUAGUUAUAACCAUAAGCAUUACCUGUAAGUUGGCAUGGAAGCUCUCAAAUUUCUAUCGAGAUUGAUGUUGAAAAAGCCGUAACAAAAACAGGGACUAAGGAAUAUAAUAGUUUUAUUUCACAUUAAGCUAUUAAAAUUAAUUUAGCCUUUUUUGAAACAAUAUUUUAGAUGACAAACCAAGAGCUAACAGAUGCGAUUUUGUCCAACUCGCUUGCAAACAUCAACCCCGCCACCCCUCCUGCCAUGAAAGACCUGGGAUUCAGAUUCUCACCCAAGGCAGAAAGUGAAGGUACAAACUUAAAGUAUUUUUUUCAAGAACCUCUUUGUGUAUGAAGUGUACAUUGUCAUAUAAUAAUUGUUUGUUGAGAACACAGUGGGUUCUUAUUAUAAUAUAUGUUGAUGAGCUUAAGGUAUUGUUAUGAAUGAGUUUAAUGAAUUUAGUAUCUAGAACUCUUUUGUGAGAUGCGGAAUAUGGCUAUUAGUAACAUAUUUAUGGAUGUGUUUUUUUUCAAGAAAUUCAUCUUACAUAAAAUUUCAAAAUGAUAUUUAAAUUGUUUAGAAAGCCCUAUACUAGAAACAUAAAAACUCACAUGUGAUGAUGUAAGCUACAUUGACACCAUACUGGAGAAAAAUGAAUGGUAACAAAUUUGAAACCUUGAUUUGCGUACGUACAUCGCUUUGGCACAAAUAUUAUUUAAAAAUUUUAUGUUUUAAAAAAUAAUUUAUUCCUCCAGCAGCACUGUCUAUUUCACCAUCAAGCACAAUUCUCCAGAAGAGUCCAGACUCUAGCCCACUUAUGGUCAAAAGGUCACCUUCACCUCCUCUGUCAAUGGACACAAGUAGCCUUAUGGAACCUGUCUCACCUUAUUCCAGCAUGCCCAUGUCUCCGUCUAUGGUCAGUGUAACAAUAGACCAGUUGCACCCACCUUUGGGUCAUUGUUAUAUUUAAAGAGAUUUUUGUAAAUUCUUUACUUUUCUUUAAUUAGUCUUAAUAAAAGGAAUGCUAUUUACAUAAGUGAUGAUGUAGAAAUUCAUAUAGUUAAUAACUUCCUAAAAUAUCUUUUCUUUUUUUCUUAGGGCAUGCCAGAUUCACCCGGGUCUGGUGAUUCGGCUUUUUCUAAAGAUCCAAGGAGAGCUGCUCACUUAUCAGCAGAGCAGAAGCGAAGGUGCAAUCUAAAGGUAAUGUCUCACCCCUCACUUUGUGCUGUUAACAAAUUAAACAAGAUUAUAGCAUUUGUCCAUUUACAGAUCAAUUUACCUCAUAUAGUGUUAAAAUAAAUAAUUUUUUGAAAGACAUUUUUUUUCAAGGACUGUUAAGUUAGAGCCAUAGUAUAAAAUAUAUUUGCUGAGCUAUUUAUAGAGCUGCAGCAGGGCCACAUUGGGAGAGCAUAUGUGCGCAUGACACAGAGAGUAAUAUUUACCCUCUAGUGCUUCAGAUUUAGAAACUAUAGUAAAACAAAUAUUAUCAUUUAAAUAUUAAUCACUCUUUCAGUGAAAUCAUUGUAAAUGAUGGAAACCAUACAUGUAAACCAUGAACCCAUGAUUAUCAGUUAUUCUUCUUAAUGGUGCAUCUGGUCAAUUUUCUUAUUUUACAGACUGGUUUUGAUAUGCUGCAGCAGCUGGUCCCAUCACUGUCUCAGAAUCCAAAAGUUAGCAAAGCCACUAUGUUACAAAAAAGUAAGUCUCUCAAUAUGCGAACUCUAAAGGUUUAGUUUUGUGUAUGAGUAAAUGCUACUGAGAACGAAUUCAUUACAUCCUAAAUUGAUUAUAAAAAAUAUAUAUUAAUUUUAGUGUGCUUUUUAUUUAAUACAUUUUUACUGUACUGUAUUUUAAGUUAUUAAAAUAUUAAUACAAAAUAAUUACUUAAGAAAUUACAAAAGACCACUACAGGACGUAUUCAUAUUUUGUUUUCCUUAGCUGCUGAAUUUUGCAAAAAGCUGAAAGCUGAAAGAUUGCAGAUGCAAAAGGAAGCAGCCAUUUUGAAAAAAGAAAUUGACACACUGAACACUGCCAUCAGCACUGUCCAGUCUCAGUUGCCGGAGACAGGUGUGCCUGUAACGAGACAGCGUAAAGACCAGAUGAAGGAAAUGUUUGAUGAAUAUGUUAGAGUGAGGACCACUGAGAACUGGAAGUUUUGGAUUGUAUCCUUUUGUGCACUCAAAUUGGUUUAGAUUUAAAAUAUUCAGUCUUAAGUACGAACCUGUGUAUAGAAAUCAUCACUGGACCUAUAGAAACUAUUUAAUUGUUUUUGACAUAUAUUAAAAGUCAAUGAUAUGUUAAAGGUGUCUCGUCAGACCAUAUAUUAACCAAUGUAAAGUAGAUGCAGCAUUGUGCUUUGAGACUAGGUUAUGGGUCAGUGUUUUGUUACCUCGUCAUCUAGUCAUUUAUCUUUUAAAGAUUUCAGAUGCACUUGAAAUGGAUAUUGGGUUGAAUUUCCAAAUGGUCAACAUAACAUUUUCAACCGGGUGGCGCAAUGAUAGCAUAGUGUUUCUCACAACCAAGAGCCGUAGGUUCAGAACUUGCCUGUCCCCAGCUAUAAAAAAAAAUAUUCAGGUUGAAUGAACCUUAAUACUGAAUAUUAAACGAGGUGUGCCAUGAAAAUAAAUUUUGUAAAUCUAUGAAAAUGAAUGCGUUGACAGGUAUACAAUCAACUUUUGUAUAUGUGCUUGUGAUUUAAUUAAUGCAAUUCAAAGAUUGGAGUUUAUCUAAUUUAUUCAGAUUAGACUUUCAACACAGACUACUAAGCUUAAUCCAAUCAAAAAAGACUACUUAUUCCUAAAUUAAGGUCAUGUCAAUUUGCCCAUGGGAAGAUGCCUAUAAUAUAUAAUCUAUUGUACAAGCCAAUGUGUUGACCUUAAUAAAGUUCUCUCCAGUUUUCUGUGAUCAUGAACACGCUGUAUGAUUCCUACUGUAACACUGUGUCCACGGCCAGCAUCGAUGACCUGUGUCGCACAUCACUUACCUGGCUUGACCAGUCUUGCUCUUUGGUCACACUUAGACCAAGUAAGUAUUGACAAUGGAUUUUUUUGUGUGUAAUAGCUUUUAUAAUGUUAUAAUUCAGUUCAUUUUCAAUUCUAAUCAUCCCUUUUUUAAAAUUAUGGCCCAUUUAAUUUUAAAAAUAUGUACUUUUAAAAUUCUCUUUAAUUUAAAAAAAAAAAAAUGGAAGCCAUCGCUCUGCCUAAAAAAAUAUUUAUACAUUCCUCUUCCCCCCAGAUGUUCUGAAUGCACUGAGGAGACUGAGCACUACCACCAGUAUUCUCACUGAGCCCCAGAAAGUCAGGGAACAGGCCUUACAAGCUGUCUCCAAACAGAGCAGGUCUAGCAACAACAUGAUGACCAAAUAGCAGUGGGCCUGACUAGGAGUUUUAUCUGCUUUGUUGUGAGGCCAGGAUCUGUCUGAUUGGAAGCUUGAUUUUUUUCUAUGUAAAUAUAAUGAAGUUCUGAAUGGAUUUCUGGCAAUAGAUGUCCAGACUAAGGUCAAGAUUGCAUUGAUUGGCUGUUUAAUAAUGAGACUGAGGUUAAGCACUGAGUUGCUUGGCUGUUUGAUAAUGAGAGCAUGGCCAAAGACUGCAUUGAUUAACUUUUUGACUAUGAAACAAAGAUCAAGCAAGGACUGCACUGAUUGGCUGUUUGAUAAUGAGACUAUGUUCAAGGACUAGACUUGAUUGGUUGUUUGAUAAUACUGCAUUGUUUGUUUUCACUGUAAGUUUUGAAUUUUUAAACAUAUGUAAAUCAAUUUUUUUAGUGCUCUGGCUUAAGGGACGGACUGUUUCAUACGUACAAAGUUGAUUAUAUCAAUUGUUGGAUUCUUGACGCAUAAUAAUUUUAAGAAUAUACUACUGCAUAAACAUUGAGUGAUUUAUAGGAUAACUGAUUUUCCCAGUUACAUUAUUUAUGGUAGAACCAUUAUCUAUCAUUAUAUCUAUCUCUAAGACGAGAUAGACAUAUAAUUUGAUGUACUUUGAUCUGAAGUAGCACGAACUCGCUUGUAAACUCAAACUUAAAAAAACUGUAUUGACUUAUGCAGCCGAUAAAAUGUCACAUUAUCUGAUUUUAUUGCUUUCAUUUGUGAAUGACCAACAUAACCUACUUAAAUCCAUGUUCUGGAGUCAAUCAGUCAAUCCAGAAGUAUGCAAAUCUACUCUUUUUUUGUUAACAACACCUGACUUAAAAAUAAAGUAGCUAAAACGAUCAUAUCAUGUGCUGUGGCCAUUUAGUUCAACCAUUUUUUUCAUGAUUUUAUCUCUUAUUAUGAUUUGUUAGCAGGUGUAGUGUAGAUCAAUUAUUACUGGUAAUAAUUAUUAAAAGAUGAAGUUUAAGAAUUACUACCAAAAAAAAAAAUCAACUAACAAUGAAAUCAAUUUGAAAUGAAACAUCUAAACUUAUCAAAUUGGGGGUAGUAUCAUUUAGGCAUGAAAGUUCAAUUCAAAAUGCAAUGCUGUAACAAAGUCAUUGCCUGAGCCAGAUGAAAAUAUGAAGCUAAUGGGUUAGAAAAUGAAAAACAGUCCCAAGAUAGGUUUUGGCUAUUUUUGUUGACAACAUGGUGGCAUUCUUUCUAUGAAGAAAGAAAUAAGUGCACAUGUUUGAACCUGGAAAGACUACUUUUAAAAUAAAUUUUCAGGAUAUUUGGUUGUAAGAAAAUACUGUUUAGAACAAACUUUUUGAUAGUGUCUUAUUUAUAUAUGUAAUUCCUUAUCGGCAUAGUAGUUAUUUCAUUAGUUAGAUCUAAUAAUUUGCAAUAUUCAUGUUUUUAAAAACAUUUUUCGUGG